GUGCGUGCGCGUGUGUGUGUACAAGACUUGUUGGGUCAUCGUUCGCAAAACAGAGCGCGUGCUCAUUUGCUCCCUAAUUGGACUAUAUAAGACCAAUAACCGACGAGCGCUUAUUGCCUUCAGCUAGCGCGCCAAGUGAGGAGAGGGCGGACUUAAGUUUGUUUCCGCGUAGGAUCUUUUUUACUCACUCUCCCGGCUCCUCUCUCCACCAGUCGCUCUGCCUCUCUCUCUCCCCUCUCUCUCUCCCCUCUCUCUCUCUCCUCUCUCUCUCCCUCCCUCUCUCAACUCGCCGUCGUUCCCUUAAUCCCAUUUGCCAUUGUACAUGCCCAAUCGCCUAUGCUUUCCGCAUUUAACUUGGAUGACAUUUUUAUUUCAUCAUUAGCAUCAGACACAAGACUGACACACUGGACACGGUUGCGUUGCGAACAAGACGCCAUGCAAGAGCCUGGGAUGAUGAAUAUUUAGCUAUUUUUUCUAAUAUUUUUUUUACGUUUAACAUUUUUGGCCCGCAUCUGUUUUUAAAAGUAUCGACCUCCGCGGCGUAAUCAAACAUUCAGACAUUGCAGAAAACACUGCAAGUUUUUUUGUAGUCCGGUCCUUUGCCACCAGGUAGCAUUCCUGCUACAGGCUUCUACUUUUUAUAGUUUUUUUUCCCACUGUGGUCAACGGCGGUCAGACCGCUUCCGCGAGAGACAUGCCCGAGACGACGCCCGAGACGCGCGCGCCGGCCAAGGACUCUCCGUUCUUCAUCAAGAACCUGUUGAACUGUGACAGCAAGCCGUCCAAGCCCCGGCCCAUCUUCGCGGCAGCAAGGGCGGCCCUGGAGGGGGGCUUCUCCUUCUCCUCUCAUGUCGGGGACUUCAGCUUCCCGCGAUUCGAGCUGCCGACACAGCGGUUCGCGCUGCCCGCGCACUACCUGGAGCGCGCCUCAGCCUGGUGGUACCCCUUCCCCCUCGGGACCUCCGCUCACCUGCACCGACAUGAUGUUUCCGAGAAGAUGGUCGUGCGGGAGUCCUCCCCGACCUCGGGCACCGACCGGGACUCCCCGGACCUGCUGCUCAAACCGGACCCAGACGCGCGGCGGGACGACGACGACGACGAUGACAACAAGAGCGGCGACGAGAUCAUCCUGGAGGAGAGCGAUUCGGACGAGGCCAAGAAGGACCACGACGAGCGGCCGGACGAGUGGAAGACGAAGCGGGACGAGGACGACGGGGGGGCAGGUGGCGCGGACAAGAAGCCGUGCCGCAAGAAGAAGACGCGCACCGUGUUCUCCCGCAGCCAGGUGUUCCAGCUCGAGUCCACCUUCGACAUGAAGCGCUACCUGAGCAGCUCGGAGCGCGCCGGCCUGGCCGCCUCGCUGCACUUGACGGAGACACAGGUGAAGAUCUGGUUCCAGAACCGCAGGAACAAGUGGAAGAGGCAGCUCGCCGCGGAGCUUGAGGCGGCGAACCUGAGCCACGCCGCGGCGCAGAGGAUAGUGCGCGUGCCCAUUCUGUACCACGAGAGCUCGGCGUCGGACCGCGGCGGCGGCGGCGGCGGUGGCGGCGGCGGGGGCAACGUGCCCGUGAGCCAGCCGCUGCUCACCUUCCCUCACCCCGUGUACUACUCGCACCCCAUUGUGACGUCAGUGCCGCUGCUCAGACCUGUUUGAAAGGGAGAGAGAAAGAAAGAAAAACAAUAUUAUCUUGAUCAGAUGUUAUCAGACCAUCUAAGUGUAAAAUAAGACGUAAUAUUUUUGUACGAGUAAAAUAAAAUCAUGUGAAAGAAAGAGAAAAUAAAUAAGCGACGGGGGACAUAGGCCUGUUCAGAACUGUUUUCCGUUUUAAUUUAUAGGGCACGGUUAUUAUUAUAUGGCAAUCAAAAAUAGUAGAGCAUUCAGACAAAUAUUCGUCAUUAAUUAUAAUAAUUAAUAAUAAUAAUAAUUAUUAUUGUUAAUGAUAUAUUCACCUCAGGAGUCAGUUUUGCCCUGCCUGUUGAGUGUUUUAUUAAUUCAAAACAGUUUUUACAAAUGGACAAAAAACAACAACAAUUCAAAACCCAAUAGUCAUAUCAAUAUAAUUUGAUUCAUUCGGGCCUUUUUUUUGACAGAAAUGUCCUAUUGGACUUCCCUUUAUUACAUUAUUUAGAUUUGCAAACGGAGAAUUGGACAAUGUGCAAUAUCCAAACAGAGCGCCUCAGCUGAGCCUCGUGCGGGAUGCGGUUCAUCUGAUGUGAUGAACACUCUGGACCGAGCUUGUAACGAUGGACUCCUCACGAGAAGAGCGCUGGACGGGGACAAUCAAGACACUAAUAAUAUUAGGCUACAUCUCCUAGGUGUUUGUGCAGCGAAUGGGGACGUCUUCAAAGCACAAAUGAGAUCCCAGGCCAUAUUGUGUGUUUUUAUGUUUAUUUUUCUAUUCGUUUUCUUUUAUUUUCUUUGUUUGUUUUUAAGAAAACCAUUGGUGUAUAAAUGUAAAUGUUUAUUUAAUUAGUUGGGUAGGGGAGCUACUAUUUGCCUUGUACAGUAAGAAUAACAUUUUGAUAUUGUAUUGCUGAAUUGUUGUGAAAUAAAUUGAUAAUAUUC
Molecule: messenger RNA, 2566 nt
Organism: Gadus morhua (Atlantic cod)
Lineage: Eukaryota; Metazoa; Chordata; Actinopteri; Gadiformes; Gadidae
Gene: hmx3a
Product: H6 family homeobox 3a
Exons: 2
Coding region: 695-1654 (319 amino acids)
Biological process (GO): regulation of transcription by RNA polymerase II
Cellular component (GO): nucleus
Molecular function (GO): RNA polymerase II transcription regulatory region sequence-specific DNA binding; DNA-binding transcription factor activity, RNA polymerase II-specific
Source: RefSeq, a predicted model, not a curated record